This is a messenger RNA of Striga asiatica, 1553 nucleotides long. Lineage: Eukaryota; Viridiplantae; Streptophyta; Magnoliopsida; Lamiales; Orobanchaceae. The record is from the annotation of a GenBank genome assembly.
UAAAAUUUGGGUAAUCUAACCAUACCUUACGUUCUUCAUUGGUGAAAAAUGGAGUGCGCUGUAAAGGGAAGCCGUACGCCGUGCUGCGGCCCUCCCACCAGACGCUGCCACCGUUGCCAAGCCGUCGCCUACUGCUCUCUCGCACACCAGGUUUCACACAAAAGUGUGCACAGAAGAGAGUGCGAGAGGUUGGAACAACAGAUAAAGCGCAUUGAUGUGCUGAAUAGUUUUCCUUUCACAUUCACUCCAGAAAUUAUUCAGGUGGAAGUGGAGACACGAUGUUCCUUUUUAACAGGGCACAAAAUUCAUUGUCUAGGAAUGUGGAUGUAUGAAUGUAGUUGUGGAGUCUCAGAUAUUACUUAUGAUAAUUCAAGGUUGAUCACUUGUUGGAAUCUUCCGAGCGAGUUAUGUCCUUGUAAAGGACCUUCGUCUUCAGUACCUAAAUGCCUAUGUAGUUGGAAAGAAUAUUAUGAAUGGCGGUGCAUUCCUCUUAAUAGUCCUGCAGCCUUACUUCUUCACUGGCCGCUUACUAUAUAUUGGGCGAUUCAGCUUGCAACUCGUGAAAGCUUGCUUCCUCAAAUCACUAAUGAGCUGCGGAUACAUUACUUAGGACCAGAAAAAGAACUUCAUCAACUGGCAGUUUUUGGAGAACUCCAAGCUCUUUUUCCUGGAGUAAAAAUCCACAUAGACCUUAUUGGACCUGCUAUUCCUCAAUUCAGUUUGCUUACUUCACUUGAUUCCAUCUGUCAUUCAUCCGAAUCAUUCCACAUUUGCAUGCUAGGGAUGUGUAACGAGAUGGACUGUGGGUGUAAACAUCCUGUUGAAUAUCAGAAAGAGAGGAUAAUAACAAGUUGCUGUUCAUACCCAGUUAAACUACAGCUUCAUGCAGGUUUUUAUCAUGACUGUUACGGAAAAUUACUGAAGGAUUCUUUGCCUCAUAUUAUCUUGGCUCCUAAUGCUGGUAUUGCCGCAUACACUAGCUGGGUACCAACUCUUGAAGUAAUAAAGCAGAUGCAUGUUCCUUUAGUUUUAUCCGAUUACUGUGAGGAAGCUUCUCAUCUGGCUGCUUCUUGUAUUAGCUCAACCACAGGCACUGCUCUGAAGAUUCAGAUUCAGAUAAAUCCAUUCAGGCAGCCUUUUCGAGUUGAAGAAAGUGCUUUAUGUCUUCCAUGCUAUUCCAAUUGCUUUGUCUUUGGGUUUUGAAAAUACCGUCUCAUAUAUGUCAUUUUGACUCUUGCAAUGAGAUGUUUGAACGAAGGAAAUAUGGCUUUUGAGUUGGAAGGGAGAUUAGGGACACUUAUCAACAAACUACAGCAAAAUGCAUGCAAAUAUGAAUGUAUUAUAUAUGCUCUCUAGCUAUGAUUUUCUCUUUAAAUUUUUCUAGCAUGUCUUGUGCUCACUUGAAUGCUGGAAGCCUUAACUUGUUAAUAAACCCUAGCUAAGAGUUUUUGUUUGCCCAGACAACUAGUGCAUCGGCUUACACUAACAUCUUAAAUGUGAUAGUAUUCAUUGUUAAUUUAUGAAUAGCAUUGAAAUGAGAUAUAAUGUAUGUA